This is a messenger RNA of Dichomitus squalens LYAD-421 SS1, 984 nucleotides long. RefSeq names its product Metallo-hydrolase/oxidoreductase. Lineage: Eukaryota; Fungi; Basidiomycota; Agaricomycetes; Polyporales; Polyporaceae. The transcript has 2 exons. Bases 1 to 984 code for a protein of 327 amino acids. The record is from RefSeq and is a predicted model, not a curated record.
AUGUGCAAAGGAUCUGUUACAGCAAACACAGUACGCCACACAAGGCCAGCAUCCCCGCCGACGAGGUUCAAAUCCAAGCCUACAGCGUUCUCCGCUCGCCGUCUAACCCCGUCCACAUUCCUGAUUGUCGAGGUCGACGACGUCUACGAUGAGCACCCCUUCAUCUACGCCAAACUCGUCUCCGCGGCCAACACGAUCCUGCUCCUCGACACCGGCUGUGGCGGGAAGUCGAACGACCCAGAAGUCGGAGUGACGAGCCUGCGCGAAUUCGUCGAGACCGUGCCGAUCGACGACAACGGCGGGGAGCCGCUGAACCCUGGGGGAAGGAUGCACUACGUCGUCGUACUGAGCCACUGCCAUUACGACCACAUCCUGGGAGUGGAGCAGUUUGCGCACGACUCGCCUGUCCUCGUGUCCGGCAACGAUCCCUUAUUCCUCGCGCCAGACAAGCUCCCCACGCAUUCCCUCUGCGAUAACCUCGGCAUCCGCACACCUGUUUACCGUCCCUCGUUCCGACCUCAUCUCGAUCAGAUACUCUCCAACGACGAGAAGCCUUUGGGAGUGACGCUCCUGCACACGCCCGGUCACGUCCCCGACGAGCUUGGGCUGUGGGAUGAGGAGGAAGCGAUGCUCUACGUUGGAGACACGCUGUACGAGUGGGCGCCGAUCAUCUUCCCCAACGAAGGUAGUAUCGUCGAAUGGUUCAAGACGAUCGACGAUCUGACAACAUUCGUUGAGACGUCCGGGAAGAGCGAUAAGGCCAAGGUGAACUGCGGGCAUAAGACGGCAGAAGGCCCUGCGUUGGAGGUCCUGCAGACGACGAGAGCAUUCAUGAUGGAUGUGAUCGAGGGUCGGGAGGAGGUGAAGAGCAGGACGACAAAGAGAGGAGAAGAGCACGUCGAGUACGUGCAAGCAGGAGGGAGGUAUAGCUUGAUAUGUCCGACGCGCCUUGUACGAGAAGCUAAGUAUGCAUUGAGUGCUUGA